Messenger RNA from Stylophora pistillata, 2485 nucleotides. RefSeq lists its product as uncharacterized. The record is from RefSeq and is a predicted model, not a curated record. Lineage: Eukaryota; Metazoa; Cnidaria; Anthozoa; Scleractinia; Pocilloporidae. Gene Ontology annotation, molecular function: protein binding.
CUCACCUGCAAGAGAGUCAAACAGGUGAUUUGAAGCACUCGGAGCAUUCUCCAUCCAAAGGUACUACUAGCGAAAGCUGAGUAUUACAUAAAAUGCUACCUUGUGGAAAUUAGGAAUGGCGAGAGAGACAUGUAUGACAAGUUGGAAGAUCUUCUCUCCAAUGCUGCGCGUCUUACAGAAGCCAAGAAACUCCUGACUUAUGCAAAAGUGGUGGAUGUUUGGGAGAAAAACGGACCUGUGGCCGCUAAAUUGUUCACGUGGAUCAAAAAUCAGGAGAAGAGUACUGAAAAAGGCGAACCGCGAAUGACUUGUGUUACCGAAUAUCGAAGUGUCACGUUGCAUUUGCCUGGCUGUGACAAGGACUUAAAGAUCGAUACCACCUACUUUUAUGAUUACCACGAUAAUUACUACAACGAGUUGAGAAUCCACGUAACUUGUGGAGAUUUGGAUGUAAAGUGGAACGAUUUCACCUGCAAUGGCCCAGAUGCUUAUCAGUAUUGGACAGAAGAAGAAGUUCUUGCAGCUGUUGAACCAAUGAAACCAGUGGUGAAACUCCUGCAGAAAGAGCUUGGUGACACAGUUCCUCCACUAACAGACCUAUUCUUUAUCUGGCUGUGUUACUUCUUUCCACUUGAGGAGGACUUGGCAGCAGAACAUAAACUCAGUUUUAAAGAUCCCUCCAGGAAUGACAAACCCACGUCAAGUCAUGUUCAGCCAGCUAUAGAUCUGUUUCACCAGAACCUUCAAGUUGACACCAAGUUGAAAAACCUAGCAUCUGGAUGGAAUAAUUCUGAGUCAAACCUCCCCAGAAUAAUUGCUGAAACUGUGGCUGUCCUAGUCCAAAGAUCAGAGAAAAAAAUUCUUGAAAAGCUUCAAAGGAAUGCUGAAAGCUUUUAUCUGAUUACCUCUGACUAUGACCUGAAAUUACUGCCCAAACCACUUUUGUUGGAUUUGUUUUUGCGAACAACUCUUGAAUUUAGUAAUUACGGCCCUGGUUCCAUCGCAAACAAGUUUGUACAGAGCAUCGCUUCGUUCAGGUUUGCAGAAGGUAAAGUGGUGAGAGUUUGGGGAGACUUUCACUGUGAUGAGAGAGGUGAAGGAUCAUGGGAUGACGAGUUGAAGCUCAAAGUCACCUUACGAGAUGGCAAGGAAUUGAAAAUGGCAAGCUACAGAUGCAAGGCAGAGUCUAUCGAAAUUGAAAAGUUGAGUCCUCUUACGGAGCUUUUUCAACAGGGUGUGACUAAAAGCAUGGAAGGUGAGAAGCACAUCCCCAAGUUAGAUGAUCGCUUUACAGCUUGUUAUCUGUUGCAUGUCCUGAAAUUUGGAAGAGAAGAUGAAUCAUUCUUUGGAAAGAAAGAUUUUAAGAAUCUGAUCAGUACAUGGUCUAGUGAGGAAGAAUCAUCUGAGGAGAGUGAAGAGGAACAGAGUGAUGAACAAUAAACUUUUCACUUAGUUUAUAGCUUGCAGUGUAGGCAUCGUGUUUGGGAAAGGUAAUCAUAAGCUUGUGAUCAUCUAUUGAAGCGCCAUCUUUGACUUGGAGUCAGAUUGGACAUAUUCACUCCUUCACCCUAGCCCCAGUCUCCUUAUUUUUGACUAUUGCCGACCCCCUUGGUACAAAUUUCUUUCACUCCCAAGCCUUUCACUGCCUUUGAAAUCAAAGAUGGCAGCCAUUUUUUUUGUAAAGAACAUACUGAGCACUCCCAAACUACACUUGCUCUGCAUGCUACUUAGUUUAGUGCUUUUUACAGUACUUUAUUUUUCCUUCAAAAUGACAGUUGAAAUUAAUCAACCUAGUGGUGCAUAAUUUAGUAACUGAAAAGACUAUAACUGUCAGUAAUAUCCUAAUGAACUGAGGUUUACUGUAUGCUUUAAAUUUAGAAAUCUUUCAUCCUAUGUAUAAUGUAGUUAUGCCUUUCAAAGGCAGUUACAUAAGAUGUAUUUUACUAAGUAAUAAUUAUACUUGUGCAGUUGAUGAUAAUUAUGAAAUGUUAAAUUCUUAGGAAUUAGGUGGAAUGCAGAAAGAGAAAAUAGCUCCAUUUGGCUGUAGACUUGUUCAAUUGUUAUAUUUAUCGAAAUAGUAUUUAAAGGGUAUUUAGACUGCAUAGCCUAACUCAAAAGUGGUACAAGACCUAGGUUCUAGUGUUUCCUAUUCAAAAUAAAAAAAAAAACAUCAAAAAGACCUGUUGGUAUUGUGUUGGCUGACACAUUGGCUGAUACCUUGAUGGGAUCAGAUUCUUUACCUUAACCAAAUUAGCUGUUAAAUUCUAAAGUCAACAAAUCUACAGUAAACAUUAAGGUCAUAAGAAGAGAGGAGCUAAUCACCAACUUAGGAAGCUCUUGAUUGCCUCUUUUUAACAACUUAGGAACAACUUAGGAAGCUCUUGUUGCCUCUUUGUAACAACUUAGGAACAACUUAAGAAGCUCUUUAUUGUCUCUGUAUCUAAAUUCUCCUUGUCAGAACCAGAGGAAAUGUAUAGAAAGUAGU